Molecule: messenger RNA, 6729 nt
Organism: Nematolebias whitei (Rio pearlfish)
Lineage: Eukaryota; Metazoa; Chordata; Actinopteri; Cyprinodontiformes; Rivulidae
Product: voltage-dependent T-type calcium channel subunit alpha-1H
Exons: 35
Coding region: 82-6705 (2207 amino acids)
Biological process (GO): calcium ion import; sodium ion transmembrane transport; neuronal action potential
Cellular component (GO): plasma membrane; neuron projection; voltage-gated calcium channel complex
Molecular function (GO): voltage-gated sodium channel activity; low voltage-gated calcium channel activity
Source: RefSeq, a predicted model, not a curated record
GGCGCACGGCGGACCGGGAGUAAGAGAUCCACGCUGGUGGAUGGACGCUGCUCCCCGGUCCGGGCUGUUCCCAGCACGGCCAUGACGGGCAUCCAGGAGCUGGACCUUUGUGAGCAGCACCACGGCCCAACACAAGAGGCUGAGGAUGAGGAGGAGGAGGGGGAGGCUGUACAUGUGUCCGUUGAGGGAGAGGAGUUGGAGCACAAAGGGGAAGAAGAAGAGGAGGGAGGGGAGGAGGAGAAGGAAAAGGAAGAGCUGCCGUACCCCUCCCUUGCGCCGGUGGUUCUUUUGGCUCUGACCCAAACCAGUCCACCUCGCUCCUGGUGCCUUAGAGUCGUCUGCCACCCUUGGUUUGAACGUGUAAGCAUUUUGGCCAUCCUGCUGAACUGUGUGACUUUGGGGAUGUUCCAGCCCUGUGGCCACACCCCUCACCUGUUGCAGGCCCUAGAUGAUGGUAUCUUUGUCUUCUUUGCCGGAGAAAUGCUGGUGAAGAUGGUGGCUCUUGGGGUCAUAGGUCAGAAAGGUUAUCUGGGCGACACAUGGAACAGAUUGGACUUCUUCAUUGUUAUUGUGGGCAUGCUGGAGUAUUCUCUGGAUGGACACAACGUCAGCCUAUCAGCUAUUCGGACCGUCCGAGUCCUCCGCCCACUACGAGCCAUCAACAGAGUUCCCAGUAUGCGUAUUUUGGUGACCCUCCUGCUGGACACACUUCCUAUGCUGGGCAACGUGCUGGCACUCUGCUUCUUUGUCUUCUUCAUCUUCGGCAUUGUUGGUGUUCAGCUCUGGGCGGGGCUACUGAGGAAUCGCUGUUUCAUGGGAGAGGAUGUCAGAAUGAGAUACAACAUCACCUUCCUGAAUAGAUAUUAUCGGUCUGAUGGCACAGACGACCAUCCCUUCAUUUGCUCGACAGAGAGAGAAAACGGGAUGCUUCACUGCGCUGAUGUGCCACGCCGCCGUGUGGGCGGGGCUUACUGCUUCCUAGGUGCUGAGGAAGCUCAGUCUGAGACCAGACGAACAGCAGACAAGCCGGUGUCCUGUGUGAACUGGUAUCAGUACUAUAAUGAGUGUCGAGCUGGGGAAAUAAACCCCCACAAAGGAGCUAUUAACUUUGACAAUAUUGGAUAUGCAUGGAUUGCCAUUUUUCAGGUAAUUACUCUGGAGGGUUGGGUAGACAUCAUGUACUAUGUGAUGGAUGCACACUCCUUCUACAACUUCAUCUAUUUUAUUUUUCUCAUUAUAGUGGGCUCUUUUUUCAUGAUCAACCUGUGCCUGGUCGUCAUAGCAACCCAGUUUUCUGAAACAAAGCAGAGAGAACACGCCUUAAUGAAGUCGGAGCAGCGUGCCCGACAGCUCCACCAAUCGGCAUCCACGCUGGCCAGUGACAGCCAACCGGGCAGCUGCUAUGAGGAAAUCAUCCGCUACCUGGCUCACCUGGGCCGAAAGGCGUGGCGGCGGCUCUUCCGCUGCUGCUCCCGGGUGCACGCCCAUUUUCACUGCACAUGCACCUGCCUGAAAAGCCAAUCUGGCGGUGGCAGUGGAUCAGCCAGAGGGGGCGCAGUUGGAGAGAUGAAUGGACUCGCCAACCGGCACUCAGGCCACGUUCCCAAUGACUUGCUGCACCUUCAUCAGCUUUAUCAUCUUCAUCAACAGCAUCAUAAGCAGACUCAUCAGCCCGAGCUUGCUGUCAGUAACGGAGGAAACAGUUUUAAUUAUCCUUUCAUAUUGCCGCUCUUAAGUCGCCUGGAUGGUAAGGGCCGGGACCAGAAGAGGAUGGUUGCCACGGAGACCAUCAACAGAGCGCCGCAGCUGGUUCUGGAACAUGGUGGAUCUGCUGGGCAUCCUUCAUUACCUUUGCCGGGUGAAGGCCCUGAAGACUCCUCAGCGUGCCCGUACUGUGUCUACUACAACCAAACGAGUAGCAGUGAAAAUGCAGAUGAAGACCAGCAUCCCGGGUGCUGUAACUCCUGCAACAGCCACGGCGACGACCCGUGCCACUGUAACAACCCCAUCUGCGGUAAUGCACAGGCAUCUGAGUCAAAGAAAAGACUGUGGGAGCUCUGCUGGAUGAGACUCCAAAGCAAACUGGAACUUAUCGUCGGCAGCAGAUAUUUCAGCAGAGGAAUCAUGAUUGCCAUCCUUAUUAACACCCUGUCGAUGGGCAUAGAGUACCACGAGCAGCCACAGGAGCUGACAGACAUUUUGGAGAUCAGUAAUAUGGUCUUCACCAGUCUCUUCAGCCUCGAAAUGAUGCUCAAGCUCCUGGCUCUCGGCCUUUUUGGCUACAUCAAGAACCCUUACAACGGCUUUGACAGCAUCAUUGUCAUAAUCAGUGUGUGGGAGAUCGUGGGUGAGGCUGAGGGAGGCUUGUCGGUUCUGCGGACUUUCCGUCUUCUUAGAGUUUUGAAGCUGGUUCGGUUCCUUCCUGCUUUAAGGAGGCAGCUGGUGGUGCUGAUGAAGACCAUGGACAACGUGGCCACAUUCUGCAUGUUACUGAUGCUCUUUAUAUUCAUAUUCAGCAUUUUGGGGAUGCAUCUGUUCGGCUGUAAGUUUGGCUUGCGACAAGUCAGUGGAGAUACUUUACCUGACCGAAAAAACUUUGAUUCCUUGCUGUGGGCGACAGUCACUGUAUUUCAGAUCCUCACCCAGGAGGACUGGAACGCUGUGCUGUAUAAUGGGAUGGCCUCCACCACGCCUCUGGCAGCUCUCUAUUUUGUGGCCCUCAUGACGUUUGGAAACUACGUCCUCUUCAACCUGCUCGUAGCCAUUUUAGUUGAGGGCUUUCAGGCUGAAGGUGACGCCAACAGAUCUGAAGCCGAUGACGACAGACAAUCGCUGUGCCUCCAGGACGAGGAGAAGCUGCGAGAACUUUACACUGCUGAGCUCAAGAUCCAGGCCAUGAUGCUCACCCCCAACGGUCUUCUGAACCCAAAAGCCUCCAUGCCUCCCCCGCCUCCUCCACCUCUGCCACUCAUCACGCACACGGCAGCCACACCCAUCAUAAACUCUAGCCAGUCUCGGCGGGCGAGUGGUGCUUCCACCGACAUCAACAGCCUGGAGCAGAGAACACCGUCUCUAUGGGAUAGUGGACCCGCAAGCCGUCGCUCCAGCUGGACCAGCAUCAGCCGAGGCCCCAGCCUCCACAGGAGGAGCCAGUCAGGAGAGUUGGAGUCCCUGCUGUCUGACCCCAGCAGCAGGGAGCAGUCUCUGGACCAGUCGGACCACCUGCAGGUUCCCACACUCCUCUCACCUGACUGCAACGGCACCACCUUUCACCUCCCGGACCACAGUUACGAUGAGGCCACUCUGACGUCAUAUUACCAUGAUGACCAGGAAGAGGAAGAGCUUGAGGAGAGUUUAUGUAAGAGGCUGAAGAAGAUACUAGAGCCAUAUGAGCCUCAGUGGUGCCAAGAGCAUGAAGAGUGGUCCCUCUAUGUGUUUGCUCCACAUAACCAGUUCAGGUUGUGGUGUCAGAAGGUCAUAAGUCACAAGAUGUUCGAUCACAUCAUCCUGCUUUUCAUUUUUCUGAACUGCAUCACUAUAGCGUUGGAGAGACCUGACAUCAAUCCCAAAAGCAUGGAGCGAGUGUUUCUCAGUGUGUCCAAUUACAUCUUCACUGUCAUCUUCGUGGGUGAGAUGAUGAUCAAGGUUGUGGCCAUGGGCUUUUACUUUGGAGAAGGUGUUUACCUGCAGAGCAGCUGGAACGUCUUAGAUGGCAUGCUGGUGUUUGUGUCACUGGUGGACAUCCUGGUCUCCAUUGCAUCAGCGGGUGGAAACCGAAUCCUGGGGAUGCUGCGGGUGCUUCGACUGCUUCGCACGCUGCGACCGCUCAGGGUGAUUAGUCGGGCUCCGGGUUUAAAACUGGUAGUGGAGACGCUGAUCACAUCUCUGAGGCCAAUUGGAAACAUCGUCCUCAUCUGCUGCGCUUUUUUCAUUGUGUUUGGAAUUCUAGGAGUGCAGUUGUUCAAAGGGAAAUUCUUCCAUUGUGAAGGACCAAACAUCAGAAACAUCACCAAUAAAACGGAGUGCCUGCAAGCGGGUUAUCGCUGGGUUCGACGAAAAUACAACUUUGACAACCUGGGACAGGCGCUGAUGUCCCUCUUCGUCCUGUCCUGUAAAGACGGCUGGGUGAGCAUCAUGUACGACGGCCUGGAUGCUGUUGGAGUGGACCAGCAGCCGAUAAGGAACAACAACCCUUGGAUGCUGCUGUUCUUCAUCUCUUUCCUCCUCAUCGUCAGCUUUUUUGUGCUCAACAUGUUCGUGGGCGUGGUGGUGGAAAACUUUCACAAGUGUCGCCAGCAGCAGGAGGAGGAGGAGGCCCGGCUGAGGGAGGAGAAACGACAAAAGCGAUUGGAGAAAAAGAGGAGAAGGGCCCUGGAGAAACCUUAUUACGCCGACUACUCUCCACUGCGCCGAUCCAUACACACUUUGUGCACCAGCCACUACCUGGAUCUCUUCAUCACCAUCAUCAUCUUCACAAACCUCCUCACUAUGAGCAUGGAGCACUACAACCAGCCUCAGUACCUGGAGGAGAUACUGAAAUACUGCAAUUACGUUUUCACUCUGGUUUUUGUCAUCGAGGCCAUUCUGAAGCUCAUUGCCUUCGGGCUGCGCCGAUUUUUCAAAGAGAGAUGGAACCAGCUGGAUCUAGCCAUCGUGCUGUUGUCUAUUAUGGGGAUCACACUAGAAGAAAUAGACCUGAACGCUUCCCUUCCCAUCAACCCUACAAUCAUACGCAUCAUGAGAGUCCUGAGGAUAACACGAGUGCUGAAGCUGCUAAAGAUGGCCACGGGGAUGAGAGCUCUGCUGGACACAGUGAUGCAGGCUCUGCCUCAGGUGGGGAAUCUGGGUCUGCUCUUCAUGUUGCUGUUCUUCAUCUAUGCAGCACUGGGAGUUGAGCUCUUUGGAAAACUGGAGUGUUCAGAUGAGAACCCGUGUGAAGGUCUUAGUCGCCACGCCACCUUUGACAACUUUGGCAUGGCUUUCCUCACACUCUUCAGAGUGUCCACUGGGGACAAUUGGAAUGGGAUUAUGAAGGACACACUGCGUGAGUGUCGCCCUCAUGACCGCCACUGCCUCAGCUACCUGCCCCUGAUCUCGCCCGUUUACUUCGUCACCUUCGUCCUCACGGCUCAGUUCGUGCUCGUCAACGUGGUCGUCGCCGUCUUGAUGAAGCACCUGGAGGAGAGCAACAAGGAGGCGCAGCUGGAGGAGAUGGAGGAGAGGAGAGAGAGGGAGGAGGCUGCCCGGCAACUCAACUCCACAUCUCUAGGUGGAGACCCAGUGGGAAACGCAGACACACCUGUCCAGGUGCAAGUAGAAGAUGAGGAGUGUUCCCAUGGAAACCGUGCAAGGAUGGGACGCAUGCUGUCUCUCCCUAGCGACAACUACCCGCCGCUCAGAGGCUCUUCUUAUGCUCCCAUUGGCCACGAGGCCGUCUGCGGCUACAGCUACUCCGGCUCCAUGUCAUCUCUGGGCUCCAGCGGAGGAAGCUCUCUGCUGCAGGUUCCAGGAGCUCUGCCUGCCAUCAGCCACGCUUCAUUGGGGUCUGGACGCAGCUUCAGGCCAAUGAUCCGCCUCAGCGCCUCUCAGAGCUUCGAUAGACACUCGACAUACAAACUGAGUCAAGCUGACAGCGUGGAGGGAUGCCGAUUCAGCCCAUCUCACAGAGCAAACAGACACAGACUGAACUCGGCUCACAGUAUAGACGGGUACAAAUUCAGCCCAGCUCGUCGAAUAAACAGAUACAGACUCAGCUCUGCUCACAGUAUGGAUGGAUACAGACUGAAUCCAGAUCCGAGCACAGACAGGCCGAAGCUGCUGUCCAGCCACAGCAUAGACAGAUGUCCGUCAGACAGACUGAGUCCGAAGCACAGUAGCAGCAGACGGUCAUCUUCAUGGCUCAAUCCUGAAGACAGUUUGGACCGAAACAAACUCAGUCCUUCCUACGUUCCUGAGAGUUCAGUCCUAAAGAGACCCGCCUCCUUCCGCACUGCAAGCAGACAGUUACGGAGACAGGAGGCUGUGCGUAGUGACUCUCUGGAUCAGAGCGGUUCAGCUGAUGACCUGGCAGAGCCCUGCCUCACUGUGCCCACUCCAGCACGUCAGAGAUCUUCCAGCGUGCACACACUGAAAUACGUACAUCCCCAGAGGGUAAUCUCAUGCAGGAGCCACAGCCGGAGCCACAGUGAAGCCAAAGAACAUGAACAUGUACCUGAGAAGACCAUCUGCGGCUCUCAGCCAGAAAAUGAUACAGAAAAAAGGCCUGUCAGCCCACAGGGACUGUCCAGUCUGAAGGUCACCAGCAACGAACACACACUUUUAGCUCCGCCGCCUGACUCCAGAGUGGCCUGCCCUGGCGCUGGCGCUGGAUCAGACCCCGCCCUGCAGUUAGACGAUGCUGAUGAGGAAGUUAAUCGUAUAAACAGUUCGGUUCGCUUACAAACACAGCCAGCUCCCAGCUCCUUACACAAAAGCGGACACCUAUCCUUGAGUCCUACGGAGCAGAGAAGCCGUCUCAGCCACUCAGCAUCCCCAGUUUCUGGCAAAAACAGGAAGCAGCGAAUGAGCCCACCUCCGGGGGAUGAGCCAGUUACAGUGGCAACCCAACUUAUAGACAGCAGUGUUGAGCUGAGGAGGCGGACUCUGUCGUUUGAUGCCACAAGUCUUUCUCCUUAUCAGCAGGAGGGAGGAUCUGUGGACGACUAACAAAAAGUGAUACAAAUAUACUGC